GAUCUGCCCGGUCUGUACGUAAUCUCUUUUCCCAGGAUGACUGUGUGCAUGAGUUUUCUGUGGCUUAUAAAUAACGGCCCCUCUUGCUUUGACCAGAUGAGAGGAGAGAGUAAGAGAAUACGCACGAUGAGAGAAGUCCUCCAUGGAGCUUGAUGGGACUCUAGAACCGAGGUAUCUUAUGACCCCCCACCCCCCCCUCAAGUCACCCUUCAAAACCUAUUUGGAUCUUGAAGUUUACUGGAGAGCUGACAUGGAGCCCUGCAGGUAACUCUGUGGGAAGUAGUGAGUAGAGGAAAGACAAGACAAGUAGGAAGGUUCGGUUUGUGAGCUCCUUGUCGACCAUCCUGGUUCUUAACUGGAAACUCUGGGAUCUGAAUCAUGGAUGUCACUACAGAAGGUGUUCAGGACGCCCUGGUUCAAUUCAAGUCCACCUUGCAGGCUGCGGUGAAGGAGGUGCACGUGGACGUCAGUGCUUUCAAGCAGCGUAUAGAACAGAGGAUAGACGAGCUGUGCGUCUCCAACGGGCCCCUGGCCGAGGCGGUGACCCGGCUGGAGGAGGAGAACCUGCAGCUCAGAGCCAGGCUGGAGGUUCUCAGCCGCCUGGUGGAGGGCAUCGCCGGGCUAACAGUCGACAGGAGUCCUGCUGAAGUGAAGGGGAAGAACGAGGGGGGGAGUUUAGAGAAUGGACAUGCACAGAUACAAUCCAAGACCCAGGAAGACAAGGGGGGUUUGCUCACGUCUCGGAAGUCAGAAGACAGCCUGUCGAGUCUGUCUUCAUACUCUGAUCCAGCUGGGUCCAGUGGAGGAUCGGGCCAGGCUCCUGCUCCUGCUGCUCCUCCUGCUCCUGGUGCUGGUUCCAGAAUCACCCGAGCACCUCCUCCAUGGAGAGCAAAGAGACAAGCUGACCUCAACGGCACUGAUGCAAAGGGAGAGACGAAAGUCACGGCAGCUCCAGAGGAGAACGGGAAACCAGAAAGCUCCUCAGUGGAUGUUGGUGAUGCAGCUGGAGGAGAUGGAGCUGCUCCUCAGGCUCAUCAGCCUCUCGCCUCCGUCACCAAACCAAACCCUGAAGCUCCUGUCACCACGAGUUCCCCUCAGACUGCAGCGGAGACACAGGCAGGGACAGAACAGGAAGAAUCCGCUCUUCUGAACAAACCCUCCUUUCCUCUCACGUCCAUGACAAAAAGCUGCUCCGAGGCUCCCUCUGUCUCCCAGUAUCCAGCCUCUGUGGCUCCAGUGAAACCAGUGGAGUCUGCAGCUAAAUGUGAUGCUGACGAGCCUCUGCCGCAUCUGCCUGUCACUGCCAUGAAAACCAAACCAGCUCCUGAGGCUCCGCUGAGCUCCAGAUCUGCUCAGGGUCCUGCAGCAGAGCCCAGAGCUGCAGAGGCUCCAGCUCCCACUUCACCUGGAGCAAAGGAUCCGGGUUCUGGAAGAGGAUAUCCAUUUAGACGUGACGCUAGUGAACCCAAACCACACCUUCCUCUUCCUGCAUCAACCAAACCCAUCACAGAGUCUUCGUCCUCAGCUUCAGCAGCUCAGUCGUCUCCGGGUCUGUUAGCGUCCACGGACCCGACAGUGAAACCCGGAGAGUAUCCCUUUAAACGUAUUCCAGUUCUGAAAACGCCCAGUCCCAGUCUGAAGAGGAGUGUGAGCUUUCCUCAGCCUGCAGAAAAAUUGCUUCCCUCAAAAUCCAUCAUUAAAUCUGGUUUCUCACCUAAUUUGGACAAGAAGACAAACAAACCUGGAGGAGUUGAGUUUAAACAGGACCUGAUGAAGUCUCAGACACUCCCCCGCUCCAACGGGGCUCAGGCCAAACGAGCCCUCUUCGAAAGGAUGAACUCAGAACCGACCAAGCCGAAGGACUCGAAGCCCAAACUGAAACGCUCUCAGAGCUUCGGAGUCUCCAGCGCCGGGGGGAUCAAACAGAUUCUCUUGGAGUGGUGCCGCUCGAAAACGAUUGGAUAUCAGAACAUCGACAUCCAGAACUUCUCGUCCAGCUGGAGCGACGGCAUGGCGUUCUGUGCCCUGGUUCACUCCUUCUUCCCUCUGGAGUUCGAAUACAACGAACUGAACUCCGCCAACCGCAAACACAACUUAGAGCUGGCGUUCACCACUGCAGAGCAGCAGGCCGACUGUCUCCGCCUGAUCGAGGUGGAGGACAUGAUGGUGAUGGGAGAGAGGCCUGACCCCAUGUGUGUGUUCACAUACGUCCAGUCGCUCUACAGCCACCUGAAGCAGUUUGAAUAACUCUGUAUCAGAGUCAAUGAAGAAGUCCAGAUGUUUUUUAAACACAGUGAUGAUGAAUUAAUGUCAAGCCUGACAUCAGCCUCUGACGAUGUAAAGCAAUAAGAAACCACUGUUGUUCAAAUCCCUUCAGUCUCAUUUGAUCAGUUUUAUACUGUGUUUGUGUGUUCACCCUCGUUUCCUUCAGUAUUUAUUGCCGACAACUGAUUCUAAUCAUGCUUUGUCUUAUGACUCGUGCGGCCCCGAUUGCUUGUGUAUUUACAAAAGAGGCUUUUUGAAAUAAAAGAAAAUAAAAGGAAGUGAAAGAAGAAGUUAAUAGUUUGUGAAACGGCUGUCGCCAGGGAUGUGAAGUUACAUAUGAGAGAUUUAUGAAGUGUCGAGAUGCUGCAGGAACAAUAAAUGGAAGUUUUGCCUUUUGAAUCUUGAAAUAAAGCAGUUUUCUAAUGA
Platichthys flesus (European flounder) is the source of this 2691-nucleotide messenger RNA. Its product is annotated as smoothelin-like protein 2. Gene Ontology annotation, cellular component: filamentous actin; microtubule organizing center. The transcript is spliced from 13 exons. The record is from RefSeq and is a predicted model, not a curated record. Lineage: Eukaryota; Metazoa; Chordata; Actinopteri; Pleuronectiformes; Pleuronectidae. Gene Ontology annotation, molecular function: protein binding. Gene Ontology annotation, biological process: actin cytoskeleton organization. The coding region runs from base 379 to 2247 and encodes 622 amino acids.